Trichobilharzia regenti is the source of this 1494-nucleotide messenger RNA. The record is from the annotation of a GenBank genome assembly. Lineage: Eukaryota; Metazoa; Platyhelminthes; Trematoda; Strigeidida; Schistosomatidae.
AUGAUGGCUAGACGUGAAGAUUUAGCAUUUAGACAGGAAAUGAGAUUUCGAAAUAAACUAGUAGAUUAUCUCUGUGAUUGGAUUAUGGGGAGUAGUUAUCAUUUGAAUCUUUCAGUGCAGACAAACUAUUCAACUGGUAAUUCAUCUGGUGGUAGUAGUAAUAUAACAAUGACAACCGCCUCAUCGGCUACAGCAAGUAAUCUGUCUAACCUAACUAACCCGGGUACAAUUACUUCAACUACCAGUUGUCUUACAUCAGAUUUAGGUGAAAGCAUUCCUCUAUCGAAUAUACCAUUGUUAAAUUCACCAAUGAUAAAUCAGUCUGGUUCAAGUCUACCAAUGAAUCAAAGUCAGAGCAGUCUUAGUGCUAUGAUGGUGGGUGGUUAUACGCCACUAAUAACGCCGCAUCCGAAUAUGAUGUCCAACACCGGGAUUUAUGGAGUUAUCACAAAUUCUAGUAGUAGUUAUCAAGGCAAUCCACCUAAUUCAUUCAGUGCUCCUCAUGCUAGCUCAUUUACGCCGGUGAAUUGUGGAUUGCCAAAUACUGUAUCAGCAGUCAACGCUUCAAACAGAUUCGAUUUCCCGUAUCCAAAUUCUUCAUGGGAUAGUUCUACACCGAAUUUAGGCGUUGGUAUCGGAUUGAUUGCACAUGGUCAAUUCGCCAACAGUCCAUUCUCACCUUAUUAUAAUGCUACAGAAUUGACUCAUUUGAUGAAUAAUAUCCCACAAGGGAAUGUUUUGGUGAAUAAUCGGUCAGUGACUGAUGGAUUAAAUAUUAUGGGACAGAAUCAUCCAUCAAGCCUAGUAGGUAACAAAUCCCCUGGCAAUUAUGCCUCAUGUGCGAAUUCUUCCUGUACACCAUCGAAUAUCCUACCAUUCAAUUCAGCUGGAGUUCAAAGUAAUAUAUCGAAGAAUGCUAGUAGUACACAGUCACCGAGUGGAACAUACUCCACACCAUCUUAUACGAGCAGUUUUACUUCAGGAGUGGGCAGUGGAACCUGUGGUGCGUAUCCAUACACAAAUACCAGUUCAAAUUAUACCUCAACAAUUGCCAGUUCAGGAGUUUCAGCUAUAAACACUGGAACAUGUUUCACUAAUAUGCCAAGUGUAUCUACAACAGCUGGUAUAGUAGCACAAACUGCUGCUCAAACAAGAGAGUUGGAUUUAGCCUGUAUGGAGGCUGUAGCUGCACUGUUACAUGGUAUGCCACUACAACCAGAAGAAAUUGAUCGUGCUGAUUUGAUGGAUGCUAAAUCUCAUUUGUUUGCAAAGUAUUUCUCACUUUUCAUGAAUUUGCUAAACGAUGUAGCCGAUGAUAGAGAGAAAGGUGCAGAGGUUCGACAGAAUCAUACAGCUCUACGCAAUGUAACAGUUCAAGCUAUGUCAAAUCUUUUAAAUGCUAAUAUUGAAUCUGGUUUAGUACACGCCAUAGGCUUUUCCGCACAUCUUCAAAAAAUCGGAGGAAUGACCUUCUUUUGUGCUAUCUCAAUGUAA